Molecule: messenger RNA, 2447 nt
Organism: Haliotis rufescens (red abalone)
Lineage: Eukaryota; Metazoa; Mollusca; Gastropoda; Lepetellida; Haliotidae
Product: sodium- and chloride-dependent glycine transporter 1-like
Exons: 14
Coding region: 309-2171 (620 amino acids)
Biological process (GO): sodium ion transmembrane transport
Cellular component (GO): membrane
Source: RefSeq, a predicted model, not a curated record
CGACAAUCGUGUCAACGCGGGGUUCCCGUAGCAAUGAACCCGUAUCUAAACUCACUGCUCUACUUACAGUUGUCACAAAGGCCUGGUGGAUGCAUUCAAGCAUUUAGUCGAACAAACUCAGAAUGAAGAAGGCCAUUCAGAUCCAGGCCUCAAUGCAAGGGCGAACAGGUUCAUUUCAAGCUCGUCUAUACCCAUUUCAACCCUUGAAGGCUGCGUGCCCAGCCAGCCAUCAUUUGCAGUGCCUUAUCAAGCCAAGGAACAUAUUUGAAGAUCUGAUAACCACGCUGGAAUAAACCUAUCACAGAACUAUGCCUGGAAAGGUCAUCAUAGAUGGAGAGGUUGGUAUGGAAAUGAUACAAGACGUUUCUGAAGAUGCUGCCCCCAGAGACGGUACAGAAGGCAGAGGAAAGUGGAGCAGACAUCUUGAUUAUAUUCUGUCGAUGGUGGGCUUCUGUGUUGGGUUCGGCAACUUGUGGAGGUUCCCGUACGUCUGUAACAGGAAUGGCGGAGGAGCCUUCCUCAUCCCAUAUGUGCUGUUUCUCAUCAUCACUGCUUUCCCAAUGUUCUUCCUGGAGGCAUCCAUCUCUCAGUUCUCAGGAAAGGGAACGGUUCAUGUGUGGAGCUUUUGUCCAAUGUUAAAAGGGGUCGGUGUUGGUGCCACAUUAGUUACAGCGUUCGCGAUACCAUAUUACAACAUCCUCCUGGCCUGGCCCAUCUACUACAUGGUGAAGUCCUGCUCUAGCGUCCUGCCCUGGACGACUUGUGGCAACAGUUGGAACACUGAUCUGUGUGUUGAAGAUGCGAGGAACAGCACCUAUAACAUUACAGUACUGACAGGCAAUGCAUCUGAUCCAAGGACUGUAGCAGAGAUGUGGGACAAUGCCACGCUAGCUCACACAGCGACUGAAGAGUUUUGGCAGUACAACGUGCUGAAGGUGUCAAGUGGCUUGGAGGAGGUUGGGAAUGUCCAGUGGCCCAUCGUAGGGUGCCUGUUUGCCUCCUAUGUUAUUAUGUUCCUCUGUUUGUGUCGUGGAGUCAAGUCUGUGGGCAAGGUUGUAUAUGUGACAGCACUGUUGCCCUAUGUACUCCUGACCAUUAUCUUUAUACGGACACUCAUGCUGCCUGGCAGUGGGGCUGGGGUUUUAUAUUACCUCGUACCAGACUUCAGUAAAUUGCUACACAUUCAGGUAUGGUUGGAGGCGUGUCUUCAGGUGUUUUAUUCUCUGGGACCAGGUUGGGGUAUGAUUGGCACUCCUGCCAGCUACAACAAGUUCCACGAACCCUGUCUGAGGGAUUCCAUGAUACUGAGUGCAAUAUCAGAAGGAACAAGUAUGUUUUCUGGUUUGGUAACGUUCGCAGUCCUUGGAGUGAUGUCAGAGAAAACCGGAGUUCCAAUUGCCGGAGUAGUUUCCAGUGGUCCAGGAUUGGGAUAUGUAACCUACCCCGAGGCUCUCAGUCAACUUCCAUUUCCUCAACUGUGGUCAUUCAUGUUUUUCCUGAUGUUGUUAACCGUUGGACUAGAUUCCCAGUUUAUGGGGCUGGAGGUCGUCACCACUGCCAUUGUGGACCAGUUUCCUCGAAUGCUUGUCAACAAGCGGUACCUGGUGACUGGCGCUGUAUGUCUGCUGGACUUUCUGUUUGGAAUUUUGCUUUGCACUCAGGGAGGACCAUACAUCUUCCAGCUAUUGGACUGGUACAUCAGUGCCUUUUCUGUGUUUGUGUUCUGUACUCUGGAGUGUGUUGCAGUUGUGUGGAUAUACGGCAUUAAGCAAAUCAGUACGGAUAUUGAAAUGAUGCUUGGAAAACCCCUGGCAAGACCAAUGCGGAUCCUUUGGGCUUUUGUGACACCAGCAGUGCUGAUUGCUACUUUGAUCCUAACACUUUUACGUUACGAACCACCGACCUACGGCAAGUACAAGUUCCCUGCCUACGCCAGUACCAUAGGGUGGUUCGUUGCCACAUUCACGCUCAUCCCUCUGCCAGUCUUCAUGGUCAUAUCUGUGAAGCAGCACCUGAACCAAAAGUCAGUAAGAAAGAUCAUCCAUUCUGCCAUGAGACCUGAUGACAAGUGGCUGCCAUCGGAUGUGCGCUACAGGAAGGCAUACCGAGAAAACAUAGUGAAGGCAAAUUAUUCCAUGAGAAAUAACAUAAAAGAUAUUUUCGAAAAAUAAGGCGUCAUUGACUACAUGGCAUUGAUUACAGGCUAUGUACACCAAGUUUGAAUCCUACCAUGAAUGAAAAAUUGUGUUCCAUUGGUUUGGUAUUGUGUAAAUGGUGCAGAAGGUAUGUUUAUUGCUGUUUAUAUUACUUCCAUAUCUUAUAACUAGCGGGGGCACGGGUGGCCCAGUCGUCUGAGGCGCGCGACUCUCUGUGCAGAGUUGCGUCCCUUGGGCACGCCAGAAACCUAUGAUUGUAGGUUCGAAUCCCGGUUCGCCCCGAUUAUGUUU